This is a messenger RNA of Liolophura sinensis, 3362 nucleotides long. RefSeq names its product mechanosensory protein 2-like. Lineage: Eukaryota; Metazoa; Mollusca; Polyplacophora; Chitonida; Chitonidae. The record is from RefSeq and is a predicted model, not a curated record. The transcript is spliced from 8 exons. Gene Ontology annotation, cellular component: plasma membrane. The coding region runs from base 192 to 1061 and encodes 289 amino acids.
UACCAGCGGUGAAUAGAGCGAACUGACCUCAUUAUACAUCGCAAAACUCGUGACGUUGACGGAUCAGUCGCACGUAAACACUUGCUUAAUAGCCGGACCAUUCAGGCUAUAAAUGUACGCGCACAGUAUCUCCAUUCGGAAACCAGUGCGAGGUUGUCUGUGGACGACUGCUAGCGAGCUGUGCCUAUACUAUGUCCGCUACUAAGGGCGAAUUUAGACCAAUGACGAACGUAGAGGCUGGAAAUGGAGGCCCAUCUAACGUAGAUGACCGGGCAGAUGUGGAUAACAGCAUCGGCUGUUGUGGCUACAUCCUAUGGGGCCUGUCCUUAUUCCUGAUCGCCGUCACCUUCCCCUUCUCUCUCUGUCUUUGUAUCAAGGUGGUGCAAGAGUAUGAGAGAGCUGUUAUCUUCAGGCUGGGCCGUCUUGUCUCCGGAGGUGCAAAAGGCCCAGGACUGUUCUUUAUCAUCCCAUGCAUUGAUUCCUACACCAAGGUUGACCUGAGGACAGUGUCCUUCGAUGUCCCCCCACAAGAGGUGCUGACAAAGGACUCGGUCACUGUUGCUGUGGAUGCUGUGGUUUACUACAGAGUACAGAAUGCAUGUACGUCCAUCACAAAUGUCGAGGAUGCCAACCGCUCCACGCGCCUCCUCGCACAGACAACGCUGCGGAACGUGUUGGGUACAAAGAACCUUGCAGAGAUUCUGUCAGAGCGGGAAGCCAUCAGCAACUUCAUGCAGACAUCUUUGGAUGAGGCCACUGAUCCAUGGGGGGUGAAGGUGGAGAGAGUUGAAGUUAAGGAUGUGCGUCUGCCUGUCCAGUUACAGAGAGCUAUGGCUGCUGAGGCCGAGGCAGCCAGAGAGGCCAGGGCUAAGGUGAUUGCUGCCGAGGGAGAACAGAAAGCAUCGCGCGCCCUAAAAGAAGCUGCUGAUGUCAUCACCGAGUCGCCUGCGGCCCUCCAGCUGCGCUAUCUUCAGACGCUCAACGCCAUCUCUGCGGAGAAGAACUCCACCAUCAUUUUCCCUCUGCCUAUCGACCUUGUCCAGUCCUUUGUGAACCGCUAAAGGUCAAGGCCAGAACAACCCAGCAGACUCUGUGAAGGUUUAAAAUGGAGAAAGAUGUCCACGGAAUGGAUUAGACAUAAUACCAUGAACUGACAUUUUUAGAAAAUUAAAAAAAGGGACAAAAUAACAAGUAUUCAAUCACCUCCAAAACUUCAUGCACACAAACAUUUUAGUCAGCUGACCAUCACAACAUAUUUGCUCAAAAUGUCUCUGUGUGUAAUGGAUAGCAAUGAUUUUAGUAUACUCUUGUUAAAUAUUUCGAGUACUAAAAUCCUAACUCCUAAAGGCACUGCACGGAAGACAUUUAUGUGAAGGGGUUUCGAGGCUUUCCAUCGCCCAGUCACAUUGUUAGUUGGAGUCCCAUCAUUUUACAAACCUGUAGCAUUUUCAACUCAGAAUGUGCAGGGCUUGGAGGAAGCAAGCCACAGAGUUCCCUGUUUCGAGACAGAUGUAGAAUGCUUAUGUGCAUGGGGUUUUAUGCCUAUUUUCUGAUAAACAUAUUCAAGAUCAACCUGUUCUUAUAUGCCAUAAGUUAAAAGUUAAUUUGACCAGUAUCAAGCUCAACACAUGUAAGUGUGAUGUAAGGAUUCGUAGCUGCUAUUUAGGUUUGGUGGUACGUCUGUAAUGUUAAGAUCAAGACAUCAGUUUCACAGAAAAACCUUCACCCAGUUUUUACAGAAAAGAGAAAAAUGAAGUCAAAAACAUCUGUUAUAAUUUCCUUAGGGCUUGAAUGUGUUUAAUUGUGCAAAACCAGAGCAUAUGGAUAUUGGUGUUCAUUUUUGGUACACACAUGUAGACAAUAAUUGGGGUGUAUAGGUGACAAGAUUAAGAGUUUCUACACACAUGGUACAUCUAGUAUUGUUAAAUCUUACUUAAAAAAAAACACAGUUGUUAUUGAGUGGUAGAUUUCUUCAACAAGGAUCAGUGUGCUGCUGGAUGAAUGUAGGCAGCAGAGUGGAGUGGUCUACACAGAGUUAGUGAUGAGGGCAUGUGAAGACUAAUCUUGUACAAUCGUUCAACUUCAUUGCUUAUAACAAGUUUGAUUCAAGUUUUCUUGAUAUUCUCAGGAGCUGAUCAAUAAUAUAGAUAUCUAUUCUCUCACUUUAACCAUGCUUUACUGGUCAUGCUUUACACAGGAAAGCAGCACAUACCUUGACGAUUGACCCACAAGGCUAAUGGCUACCAUAUAGUCAUGUAUGCCCUUAAUCUCCAUGUAUACUUUACCCAGGAAAGCAGCACGCUCGUUGAUGAUUGACCCUCAAGGCUGAGCUACCAUACAGUCAUAUAUGCCCCUAAUCACCCUGUGUACUUUACCUGGGAAAAAGGCACAUCCCUUGAUGAUUGACAUACCAGUAUCCUCUUUGAUUUUAAUACCCAGUUAGCUAGAGUGCAAAUUUAAAGUGAUACAGAAUCGAUGCUGAUUGGCUAACAGUGGAGAUACAUGAAUGCUUUCCUGGGUUAAUCAAUGCAGCCUUAGUCAUGCAUGAAUAAAUCUGCCAUACUUAAAAUUCACCUGAGGUAAGGCAUAGUGUAUCUUUCAAACCAUCCAGUCAGAAUUGAUCCUAUAUCCCUUUAACAUCGUUUGGCUAGUUGACAUACUGAUGUGCAUGUAUCAGUGUAGACUUAACCCUAUGGUCAUGGUAAUAAUAGAGACAGAGACAAUGAUUAUUACAAUGAUGGGAGAUGUACAUGUAUGGAACAGUUAGAAAUGAAGACCAUAAAGAAAUCAUCAAAUCGACUUCAUACCUAUAGAACAUAUUAAGAAAGAAUUAUAAUGUCUUUUAAGUCAAUAACGGCUGUCUCCAGUCUUCUUUAAAAAAGGGACCUUUUGGCAUUGAAUGAUUUAUACUUUUUUUUACUACUCUAUCAUUUACUUUGAUCCCUUUAAUACUGUAUUGAUAAAAGAGUCAUGCUGAGUCUUUCUCUAAUGUUUUUGAGAGCCUUCAAAUUUUACUGAAAUAUAUUAAGAUGGACGAGAAAGAAAAACAAUUUAAUCUUCUGUAUUUUGACAGAUGAAUUCUUCAUCAAGACUGGACGGUUGUCUUAGUUGUUAAUUUUAUCAAAUGGUUGACCUUAUUUGAUGCAUGGUCUGUCUCAGUAGAGAUUCAUAUCUGUAGGCAGCAGAAGAUGUUUGCACAUUGUCUCUGAGCUAGAACACAACAUAGUCCUCAUGUAGACAAAUGCAUUUGCAAAGAAUUUUGAAUUGUUCUAUUUUCUUAUUAAUAAUCUUGUGAUCAGCUGAACCCCCAGUAGUACUGAUUCUCCAAAAUAGUCACAAUAAUGUGAAUUUUUUUUUUUUUU